Capra hircus (goat) is the source of this 939-nucleotide messenger RNA. Its product is annotated as olfactory receptor 6V1. Gene Ontology annotation, cellular component: membrane. Gene Ontology annotation, molecular function: olfactory receptor activity; G protein-coupled receptor activity. NCBI's taxonomy places the organism in Eukaryota, Metazoa, Chordata, Mammalia, Artiodactyla, Bovidae. The record is from RefSeq and is a predicted model, not a curated record. The coding region runs from base 1 to 939 and encodes 312 amino acids. The transcript has a single exon. Gene Ontology annotation, biological process: G protein-coupled receptor signaling pathway.
AUGGCAAAUUUGAGCCAUCCUUCUGAAUUUAUCCUCUUGGGCUUCUCCCCUCUUGGCGAACUGCAGAUCCUGCUCUAUGGGCCCUUCCUUGUGCUUUAUCUUCUCGCCUUCAUAGGAAACACAGUCAUCAUCGUCAUGGUCUUUGUUGACACCCACCUCCACACGCCCAUGUACUUCUUCCUCGGCAACUUUUCCCUGCUGGAGAUCCUGGUGACCAUGACUGCCGUGCCCAGGAUGCUCUCUGACCUGCUGGCCUCCCACAGGGUCAUCUCCACUGGCUGCAUGGUCCAGUUCUACUUCUACUUCUCCCUGGGCUCCACCUCCUUCCUCAUCCUGUCCGACAUGGCCCUGGACCGCUUUGUGGCCAUCUGCCACCCGCUGCGCUAUGGCACUUUGAUGAGCGGGGCUGUGUGUGCCCGGCUAGCAGGGGCUGCCUGGGCAACUCCUUUCCUGGCCAUGGUGCCCACUGUCCUGUCCCGGGUUCAUCUCAGUUAUUGCCAUGGCAACAUCAUUAACCACUUCUUCUGUGACAACGCACCUCUGCUGCAGCUGUCCUGCUCAGACACCAGGCUGCUGGAAUCCUGGGACUUUGUGAUGGCCUUGGCCUUCGUCCUCAGCUCCUUCCUGGUGACCCUCAUCUCCUACGGCUACAUCGUGAGCACCGUGCUACAUAUCCCCUCUGCCAGCGGCCGCCGGAAGGCCUUCUCCACGUGUGGCUCUCACCUCACCCUGGUCUUCAUUGGCUACAGCAGCACCAUCUUCCUCUAUGUCCUGCCUGGCAAAGCACACUCUGUGGAGGUCAACAAGACUGUGGCCCUGGUGACGUCCAUCCUCACCCCCUUCCUCAACCCCUUUAUCCUCACCCUCCGCAACGAGACAUUCAAGGCUGUGCUACGAGGCCAGAUGCAGAGGCUGAAAGGCCUCCUCCAGGCAUUGUGA